UUGUGCCAAUAGGAUUGUUUUUGAACGACGUACACAAAUCUAUUUGCUGACGUCGCUGAAGGAUAUCAAUAUGUUUGACAUACACAAUCUGUAUACCACUGUAGGCUUAUAAAACUAAAGUGAAGAAGACUUAGCGUUAGCCAUGGAUUUAAUUUUUGACAUUGGAGGAAAUGGGUCCCGCUAGCCGAGAAUGAUUACCAAUGUUGGCUAGUUUAGACGAAAUUAGUCGGGGGUAGGCAUGGUGUUGUGGAAUAUUAGUCAAUUUUUGUGAUGUGCUGUAAUUGUUUUUUGUUGGAUUUCGUUACUUUAUAACAAUGGUUUAGUGUUAUGUAAGUUACAAAUCCCCCAAAAUGCAUUUCUCUAUCCCUGAUACGGAAGAAUUCACCGACGAUGGGAAUUCGACGUAUAUGGGGUACAAUAUACACGUGAACGGAGUGUUUCAUUGUUCAGUGCGAUAUCGCCAGUUGCACAAUCUUCAUGAGCAACUGAAAAAGGAAUUUGGGGUGAAUAAUUUACCAACAUUUCCACCAAAAAAACUUCUACCACUAUCAUCCAGCCAGCUGGAAGAACGGCGAGCUUUAUUAGAAAAAUACAUUCAAGCAAUUGGUCAAGAUCCUCGACUGGUCAACUCUGAUUUAUUCAAUGGAUUCCUUCUAUCAGCUCAGCAAGAAACAAGUUGUGAGAAAAGCCAAGAAGUAAAUUUGGAUGUUUACCUUAUGAAUGGUUACAGGAUAUUGCUCAAGGUUCUGACUACAGAAAGAUCAGACCAGGUUCUUGAGAAAGUUUGCCAGCAAAUAAAUCUCCCAAGUGAAUAUGUCUACUACUUCUCAUUGUUUCUCAUCAAACGUGAAGAUGAUGGAGAUGUCACAGUAUUGCGGAAACUUCAGGAUUUUGAGUCACCAUACAUAUCACAGAAAUCCAUCCAGGGUGUUCAUCGUCUUGUUCUCAGAAAAAGUUACUGGGAUCCUAGUUAUGACAUUGAGCUUAUGUCAGACAAGGUGGCUCUGAAUCUUUUGUAUGUACAGACAGUAGCAGAUGUCGAAAAGGGGUGGAUUUUGAGUUCAAAGGAGACACAAAAGCAUUUGGCAUCAUUGCAGGCCAGAGGAGCCAAGAAAGAGCAUGGUGAAGGCAGCAGCAUUCACAGUAAUAGUAGCAGUACCUCAGACAACUCACAGCCACAGUUGGAGCUUUCAUUUGAGUAUCUUAUGUCAAAGGACAAGCUCCAGUGGAUUACAAUUGCAAGUGAGCAAGCAAUUCUGAUGUCUGUGUGCCUUCAGGCUAUGGUUGAUGAAUUAUUACUCAAAAAGACUGGAAUGAAGAGAAGACAGCCUAGUGAUAAUUCUAGGAAGGGUAGCUGGUCCUACAUGAAACGGGACGGGAGCAGCCAGUUAAUAAGCAUCAGUCAGUCAACAUCAACAGAUGGAAUUGCAACAAAGCCCAGUGCAGAGAAUGGAGACACAAAACCUCCAGCCAAAUUGGAAUCCACAUCAUCUAUGAAACGGCUGUCAGAAAAGUUGGCAAGUGUGUCACUUAAGUCUUCCAUCAGACUGCUGCCUCACCCACUUGUUGAGAAUGAUGCAUUUGAAGGAAUUGGUGAUGAUGAUCUCUAACAAAGUGAAAUAUCUCAUUGCUGAAUAAUGUGCAGUAUUUAUAUUCAGCAUUUAACUCUUUUUCAGUGCCAAUGAAAUAUAUAAAUAACCAUAAGUGUUGACAUUCCAGGAUUUAGAAAUGUGCCGACAAAACUUUUAAAUUUCUGUUUCUGAUAUUUUAUGAUGCUAUUUUAUGUGCGACAAAAUGGAAGAUAUAUUUUGAACUAAAGAUAUACACGGAAAUACCAGCUGAACUGGAUGGAAAUAUAUUGGAAGCAUUUUCAUGACUUCAAUAUACUUUUUACAUUGUUAAGCACGUAUAUCUUUUUUAUGUAAAGUGAUAACUUUGUUUCGUCCAUGACAAGAUACGUGAUCUGUGUAGUUUGUGUGUGGCUAUAAGUAACUUGUUGACAAGUGCAUUGUAGUGUUUUGUGUCAGUUGCACAUGGGAAGCUGAAGGCUUCAAAGACCAUGAACUGUUUCUUACCGGUGAAAUUUCAUAAUAAUAAAAAUUUUGAAAGUGUCA
Molecule: messenger RNA, 2114 nt
Organism: Schistocerca gregaria
Lineage: Eukaryota; Metazoa; Arthropoda; Insecta; Orthoptera; Acrididae
Gene: Snx17
Product: sorting nexin-17
Exons: 9
Coding region: 351-1610 (419 amino acids)
Biological process (GO): intracellular protein transport
Cellular component (GO): early endosome; cytoskeleton
Molecular function (GO): phosphatidylinositol binding
Source: RefSeq, a predicted model, not a curated record